This is a messenger RNA of Brugia pahangi, 5160 nucleotides long. The record is from the annotation of a GenBank genome assembly. Lineage: Eukaryota; Metazoa; Nematoda; Chromadorea; Rhabditida; Onchocercidae.
AUGGCAUUUCCAUACAUUUCAUGUUUAUUGAUAUUUCUCAUAUUGCUUAUAUGGAGAUACCGGGGUUGGUUGUUAUCAUUGGCGGUAGCAAAAAUUUGCCGCUGUCGUUCAGUUCGUCUGGGCAGAUGCGGCCUUUUUUAUGUAGAACACAUUAGACUUUGCUUAAUUGGUGGUAUCGUGAUUGAAGUUGACGAUUUUCGCGUAACAGUCAGUUUCUUCAAUACACAUUACACGAAACCGUUCGUUAUCACGAUUAGUGAUAUCCGCAUUGAAGGUGAAUGUAAUCAAUUGUCCUUGACACCAACCUAUAAGAAACAGUGCUGUCAGAAGGAUUUUGGAAGAUAUCUUCAUUGGUUACAAUAUACAAGCACGAUAAUUCGUACUGCGCGCGUUGUAUUUCUUGGUGUGACACCAGGAUCUUUGUUGCAUUCAACCUUUCAACAAUUACAACUUGAUGGAUAUCGAAAUCGUGAAGGGAUGCAGAUUGAACUUUCCUGUAAACUAUUACAAGCAAAAUUGUUCAGUCGUGGAACAACUCAAAAUACUGCGCCUCUACUCGUACUUUCAUUAGGAUUAUCAGUUUGUUGCAACAUACCUUUAGAUAUUUUAAAAUUGAAACGACUUGGUGCCCGUAUUACUGAUCCUCAGCUUAUACUUUCGGAUGGCCUUUUGGAAUACUUUCAUGAUCAUCCAAUACGUAAGAAGACAAAAACCACGUCAGAUCAAUUUUUCACCUCCUUUAAUAUUGAAAGCCUUUUGAAUACAAGUUUGAAACUGGACAUCGAGAAUUUAGUACUGAGAUAUACCGCCAACAUGGAUUAUUCAGAAAUGCGUACUGUUGCUGCAAGGUUAAAUGUAGCAUCGCUAUCAACAGAAGAUAACCAACAGUUUGCUAUUAUUUUAACUGGAAUCAAUGUAGACGAUCAGACGCGAGAGACGUUGUUCAGUUGCAAUGAAUUCGAUGCUAAACUGAAUCGAGCACCAGACAGUCCAGGAAUUCUCUUAGCCGAUAUGAAAAUAUUUAACCCUCAUUUUGUUACGAAUCAGAAGGCUAUCGUUGAGUGGACCGGAUAUUACCGUAAUAUUGGACAACGAAUUUCGACCUCUAUUGAGGGUCAUUUCGAUGAUGAUUUUUCUGCAUCUACAGAUUUACACGUAGUACCGACAGAAAUGAAGACGUUCUGUUGGGAAUCUUUAUACGUCGAAGUGAAUUCAUUUCACUGUCGUUUAUUGCUCUCCAAUGGACAAGAAAUCAACGCUAGUCUCGAACUGGGAACAUUUCGCGUUAACGAUGUAGGUCCAGAUUUGGGUAUAUUAUUUUUCUUAUACUUAAUUCGACCUCUGAAUGCUUCUAGAAAUAUUACCGAAGUACAUUUCUAUAUCUGCAGUGCUCGAAAACUGCAUUAUCUUCUGGAAGAGGUUAUGAAUUUUGCAUCUGCUGAAAUUGGUUUGGAAUCGGUCUGGAUUCGACAAGGAAAUCCUUUUAUUGGCCAUCUUGACUCUCCCUUUUGUCAUGUUUGGGGUACCAUUUUGAUUGUUGGAGCUUUAUUAAUUCAGUACUCCCGAAAUAAUGAAAUGAGAAGGUUGCUGGUCAAGUUGGUUGAAUGUCAAAUAGAAUAUGAGGAAGAACUCAUCCGGCAGAUGGCUUCAUUCUUAUCAUCUCUUCUAUAUAGCAGUACGUCAUCAGCAGCAUGCAACACAUCUUCUGCAUUUCAACCUUACCCACCUCUCCAAGUUGUUUCUGCAGCACAAAUUUCUGUAGAAAAUGUUGCCAUCUUCAUUCUAGCUCGACAUUCAUUGUAUUUGAUUCUAUCUAUCGAACAGCUGCGUUUGGAUGUCUUACCUUCCUCAACAACAUUGUCGAUGCUUGCAUUGAAUUUCAAGAUACUUCAGGGUAUCAUGACAAAUGAUGAAUUCAUUUGUUGGGAUGAUUCAGCACAAAUAAAAUCGGAACAUAUUGUAGGAUUUUCGAUACCAUUAUUAUUUCAUUUCAAUCUCUGGAAUAUUAAGUGUGGAUAUAGUGAUCGCUUGAUGAUGCGACUUUCUUGGUUAUUGUCAUCUUGGGAAUGGGUUUUGCUAGCUGAAUCAACAGUGAGUUUGGUUUGGAGUACUACUGUACACAUAAUUUUUCUGGAAACUUUCCGGAGUUUGAAACAAAUCUGGGAUCUUUUUGAACGAAAUACAUCUUCCAAAGCAUUUCAGUUGUUCCAUUUCAGCAUCGAAACAUUCAGUCUCGUAACCAUCGAAUUUCAACUACCGCGAUGUCACGUGAUGUGCUGGGAAGUACCAUCGCUACACAUCAAGUGUAUGGAUCAUAUAAAAAUCGAAAUGCCACAAUUCACUGCUUCCUUAGAUCGUCAUCCUAUCCUUACCAUUGAGAAGUUUUGUAUCGAGAAGCAGGCAUUCGAUGCAGGGAUGGAUUUAGGCAGGAAUGAAUUUAAGAAUCUGAAAAACCGAACAAAUAAACUUUGGAUAUGGUCUGCCGAUUCAGUGAUGUUCGUCUUUCCAUAUGACUAUAAUUUUGCAGCAGGUUAUGACGAGAUAAUUAAUGCAUGGAAAUGGAUAAAAUUGGUGCAUGAAUGGAAGAGAAAACCGUUUACUGUUGAAUCUCCACUUCCUUCAGAUUUGCGAUUCUCAGUUAAGAAUGCUUCACUACAAAUUAAUGAUGAUCCAUUUGAAGUACAACUUCAAAAUAAUUACGAACUAAUGGUUGAUGAAGUAUAUGAAUGCGAACGUCGGCGUCAAAUGCUAGACCAAAAGUUGGAGCAGCUUCAGAAAACGCGUCCCUUUCUGUCUCAAUCAAAAGCAGAUGAAUUACAUCGAUCGUUAGUUAAAAAAAAUGCGGAGAUAUAUAUUGAAAGAUCCAAAAAGUUGCCGAGUUCCAGAAAGCAUCUUUAUUUGUGGUCAAUUACGAAUCUAGAGAUUCGUACAUAUGCUGAUUUGAUUUUGCACGGAAAAGAAAAUGUGAUCAGACAUCUGAAAACUUUCAAUCCAGAAUCGCCAUUCCCAACUGAAGGAAUGGAAUUCAGUACGUUAUGGGCACGUGCUGUUGAAAUGGAUUGUGAUGAUUGGGUUAUGCAGUUCCGUGAUUAUCCGUUGCCGUAUGUCCUGAUGAAAGAUGCACAUUUUUGGGGACAUCUAAUAGGAAGUGAGCAACUUACAGGACCGCGCUCAAUACGAACAUGUACCGUAACACUACCAGAGCCUUGGGGGCAAUAUAUUAUUGAGCGAAAUAUGUGUCCCUUGAAAUAUUAUUACGAUCUCUCAUGCGAGAUCAAAGAACUAAAUUGCACUUAUGGGCCUUGCUGGGAGCCGUGCUUAUCGAUGAUUAGCCUUUGUUGGAGUAAUAUCAGUUUGCCAUCAAGAGAUCCAAGUCCACCACUGCCUUUUUGGGACAAAAUUCGAUUACUUUUACACGGUCGUUUUUCUAUGCUUUGUCAAAAUUUGGUUACAUCGAUGCUUGCAUCUACAGAUCCAUACAAUUCCACUGAACUGGUUGAAAUAUGCUGGAGAGAAUUCGGGUUUGACUGGGUUACAGAUCAGUUUUGUGUACAAACGGAUAUAGAUGCAUUCGUACGUACUGCAUCGAAGUAUGAUGAAAGUCGUGUUUUACAUUUGCCAGGAUUUAAAUUCAGUGUGAAAAUGGACUGGGCUUGUAUUGGUGAUCCACACGAUCAUCACAGUGUUCAACCGUAUGCUCCUGACAAGCUUCCUGAAUACUCAUCUACUAAUUUAGAACAUGAUUCUUAUCGCGCAUUUCGCUCAACACACCUCGAUUUAGUCUUCACUUUAGAAGUGAAACAACCGGAUAAUACGGUGACUAAUAGUCAGUGUCCUCAGAUUUUACUUUAUGCCAAUAUCUUUCGAUGGUUGGAAUUCCUCAAAAAUACGAUGACAACAGUGAAUAGACCAGUAAAGCGUGGUCGAUUAUUCGGUGGAGACAAAACUAAAAAAAGUCAACUGAGUCGACAUUUGAAGCAUAUUCAAUUGAAUGUUACACUUCCACGCUUCUUGAUCACUUACUGGAUGUCGUACUCAUCAUCACAUGGUCUGCGGAUGAUUAGUGAAAGUUUACACUUAACCUCAUCAUUAGAACUUCACAUUUUGCAGAAUGGCGAACAAAAGGAUGGAGUCAGCAGAAGACGAAUUGCCAAAUGGUCAGUUUUAUACGUUUCAGCACAGCUUUUAAAUGCACAGAUUCAUCUUUUCGGCUCUAAUUCACAAAACUUUGCUACUUCAAUUGAUGAUAAUUCGUUUUUUAUUGGAUUGGAUCGGUUGUCUUACACACGAGAAGCACGAUCUAAGAAUAGCACUGAUUCUUCCAGUAAUAGGCAGGUCAAAUUGUCAGAAAGUGAUGAAGCAGUGCACAGGCUCACAAUUCAUGAUUUGCGUGCUUCGUGGACUCCGGAAAAUCGUGAUACGUGUUUGGCCAUUGCAGAUGGCGUUCAUAAGGCCCACAUUUUACGGCGUAUUUUAGGAACAGAUGCUUUGAAGACACCACAUUUUACGGAACCAGGAGUCCCGUCACCAUCUUCAGCUACUUUAAAUGCUGCGCGUGCCGUAAGAUCGACUGUUUCAAGAUUACAUUCUGAUCCUGACAAAACAAAUCAAUCACGAUGUGGUUCUGAUAAACGGGUAACAGAGGAAAAUGAUAUGCUGCAGCGAUUAAUUGAUGAAGCCAGUACGAAACUUGUCGCUUACGAUGAAGAAACAACUGACAUUCCUUCGGACAUGUUACAAGGAAUUGCACUGUGUACAGCUGACGACGUCGCAUUAAUCAACUGGCAAAUUGAUCUUAUUAAUAGCCAAGCCGUUUUACGGGGAAAAGAAAAGGAUGGAUUUGUUUUACUAACUGCUGCCCGUGCAUCUGUAACUCAGCGCAUCUAUUCAUUAGUUUGGAAAAAAUCGCAGUUGUUGAGUAAGAAAUCAUGGUGCGCAACUCUUUCCGGGAUGCAGUACUUUGCACCCCUGGUAAUGUCUCAGCACCUCAAUCCAUCAAGUUCUCUGUCGGAAUCAAUCCCACAAGGAUUCCAUUGGUUGAAUCGUGAUAUCAUUGAGGAAAAAACGUGCAGUGAUCCUAAUAUCAGUGAUCGCUUGAAUCCUUAUAUUAGCACUGGGGAAGCCGUGGGCGGUGUAGUUGUUGGUAAGCAGUUUAUUUAG